Messenger RNA from Symbiodinium necroappetens, 438 nucleotides. Lineage: Eukaryota; Dinophyceae; Suessiales; Symbiodiniaceae. The record is from the annotation of a GenBank genome assembly.
AUGACGGACCUCAAGAUCGGUCACCCGGCUCCCAAGCUGUCCAGGGCACGCACCAUGGAGCUGUAUGAGCGAAACUCUUGGCUCACACGGUCCACUUCGGACACAUCGGUCACGAUGCGGCUCGAUGGCCCGCAUCCUUUACGGAUGGCUCGAAUGGCUUCGACCCAUUUCCAGCAGGGCAGGGCUACCGAAGAGACUCCAGACCAGCGUUGGUUCAAGACCUCUGCCACUUCCUUCGCAAAGUAUGGCAUCUACCCGGGCCAGGGCUUAAAGGGGAUGUACAUGCGUGAUCCUCAUACAGGCGUGUGGUUCAAGGACACUCCCGAACGACUGUGGCACAAAGAGCUGGAAAAGCCGCCGCCUAGCUCCGUGUCGAAAUCCAACAAAGACUUUGUGCCCCUCUACGCUCUCCACGUGCACCUGCACUGCAAGCCGUGA